AACAAAAAACAGUCAAAUUCAAGUGUCUCUCAACCCUCAAAGUUUAUAUCUGAAGCAAGUUCCCAAAAAAUUGCUCGAUUUUUAGCAAAAGCAGCUCAAAACUAAUUCUAAUGGCAAAACUCAACACGCUCUUGCUAUUCAUCUUCUCCCUCCACUGCCUCCUCAGCACGGCCGAGUCGGGCCGGCCCGCGAGCACGGCCGGAGCCACGGAUCUCAUCAAGUCGGAGUGUCGGGCCACGCGCUAUCCAGCGCUGUGCAUCGAGUGCCUCUCCAAUCACUCCACCACCAUCCAAACACGGCGACAGCUGGCGCAGGCCGCGCUGUCGGUGAGCCUGUCGCGGGCCCAGUCCGCGGCCAGCUUCAUCUCGAAGCUGGCCCGGAUGAGGGGCAUGAAGGCCGGCGAGUACGCCGCCGUGCAGGACUGCAUGGAGAACGUGGGGGCCACGGUGGACCAGCUGAGCCGGUCCAUGAAGGAGCUCGGGAGCCUGCACGAGCCGGUCACGAGCGGGGACUUCUCGUGGCACGUGGGAAAUGUGCAAACGUGGGUUAGCACAGCGCUCACGAACGAGAACAUGUGCCUCGAGGGCUUCUCCGGCGCCGCCAUGGAUGGGAAUGUUAAGGUUGCGAUAAGGAGGAGGAUACUCAACUGUGCGCAAGUCACUAGCAAUGCGCUAGCCUUGGUUAAUCGCUUUGCGACUAGACAUUAAUUAGAUCCAGGAAUUAAUCCACAAAAUUCUUGAUUUGUCCAACUCCAAGAGAUUUUAUUUAGGAAGUGUAUUUCAUUUCAUUUUCUUACCUAAGUCGAUGUUUCCUGCCAAAUGUUGAGGGUCUCCUAGAGUUUUUCAAGAUGUGUUUUUGCAUUGGCUUGUCUGUAAAGUUUGUGGUUUUGUGACGUCGGUUGUAGUUGAUUAAAGGUAUUAGUGUUGUCUUUUGGUUAAAUUUAUGAAAGAGCUAUAAGUUGUGAUUA
This is a messenger RNA of Salvia miltiorrhiza (redroot sage), 967 nucleotides long. RefSeq names its product 21 kDa protein-like. Lineage: Eukaryota; Viridiplantae; Streptophyta; Magnoliopsida; Lamiales; Lamiaceae. The coding region runs from base 111 to 707 and encodes 198 amino acids. The record is from RefSeq and is a predicted model, not a curated record. The transcript has a single exon. Gene Ontology annotation, biological process: negative regulation of catalytic activity. Gene Ontology annotation, molecular function: enzyme inhibitor activity.